This is a messenger RNA of Diabrotica virgifera virgifera (western corn rootworm), 2071 nucleotides long. RefSeq names its product TNF receptor-associated factor 6 (gene Traf6). Gene Ontology annotation, cellular component: plasma membrane signaling receptor complex. Bases 267 to 1484 code for a protein of 405 amino acids. Gene Ontology annotation, biological process: positive regulation of JNK cascade; regulation of apoptotic process; tumor necrosis factor-mediated signaling pathway. The transcript has 6 exons. Gene Ontology annotation, molecular function: protein binding; ubiquitin-protein transferase activity; zinc ion binding. The record is from RefSeq and is a predicted model, not a curated record. Lineage: Eukaryota; Metazoa; Arthropoda; Insecta; Coleoptera; Chrysomelidae.
AUAUUGAAAGCGACUUGUUUAGUGUCGAAAUUUGAUUUAGAAUCAGGGCCCUGUUGAUUUGUUUUUCUUACCAUCCAAACACAUCCAAAUUCCCAAGAAAAAGUCAUGACAAAUUUGUCAUACCUUUUUUUUUAGUUUAUUCACAGCACAUACCAGGGAAGGUAUGUGCUAUGGUUUAAUUAACCAGUCUAACCUGUAAUUUUGGUUAAAAUCAGUGAUUUUUUAAUUUUGAAAUUUUUUGUUCAGUUCAGAUAGGUAAAUUAAUAAUGGCAAAAAGUGGAGUGUAUGAUACAAACAAAACUGAACUUUCGGUGGCAGAGGAAAGUUCAAUUAAUGAUGCUUUGGCGCCGGAAGCCAGAUUUGAGUGUCCAAUUUGCUUAGCUUGGUUAAGAGACCCUGUUUUAACUUCUUGUGGACAUAGGUUUUGCAGGAAUUGCAUAUAUCCUUGGUUGGAGAAAGGUCAAGCUUGUCCAGUUGAUAACAUGAAACUGAAUAAAGCAGAUAUAUUCCCUGAUAAUUUUACAAGAAGGGAAAUAUCGCAACAACGUACCAAGUGCCCGAAUAUAGUCAGGGGAUGUUUAAAAGAACUUUCUCCAUUGGAUAUUGAAGCUCAUCUUUUGGUGUGUGAAUAUAAAAUACCUGAAUUGCCUGAUAACGAAAAAUUACGAUGUUCUUUUGUUGACGUAGGUUGUACAGAGAAGUUUGAAGAUGAACCUAAACUUACUAAGCAUUUAGAAGAACAGAUUCAAAAACAUUUAGCUCUGCUUUCGAAAGCAUAUUCCUCACUUUCUAUUAACAAAAAUGAACCUAGUAGUUCAUCCAGUAUAGCCCAACAAGCAAAUUUUUGGGAUCCCCCACCAAAGAACUCAGAACCUGCAGCUUUACAGGACGAUAAUUUGCAGGAAUUAUUAAAAACCCUAUAUGAAAAAAUAGUAUAUCUGGAACAAAAAUCCCGAGAACAAGAUAUAAUAAUAGCAAAUAUGUCUCAACAAAUAGCAUCACAAAGUCUCCCCAUGACCAAACUCAAUCAACUUUAUUGUAACGGCUGCUUCCUAUGGUACGUUAGUGAUUUUAAAAGCAAAAUGACAGCUAUGAGGGAAAACCCACACGCAAUGUAUUAUAGCACUGGAUUUUAUACGAGUCCAAAUGGAUAUAAGUUAUGUGUUCGUUUAAAUUUAUCCCCCAAAGAUAAUAACUACAUUGCAAUAUUGAUCCAUGUUAUGAGAACUGACCAUGACCAUACUUUAGAUUGGCCGUUUACUGGAAAGUUAAGCAUAACUCUGGUACAUCCUACUCAAUCUUUCAGAAGUAUUAAAGAAACAAUGAUAACCCGUCCAGAACUAGGUGCAUUUAAACGUCCAGUUGAAGAAAUGAAUUCCAAAGGAUUUGGAUAUACCGAAUUCGCUUUACUGGAAGAGAUAAUUGAACAAGAUUUUAUUUCUAACAAUCAGCUAUUAAUAAAAGUCCAAGCUCAAACUGUAUGACAGUGUUUUUAAAUGUUUUUUAUAAUAAAAAUAAAUAAACAUUUUCAUUUCGUUGCAAAACGAAACCAAAACCGUCUUAUAUUUCAGUUGCUCAGAGAGCGCUACAAGCACUCUGACACUCUUUUGAGUGCUUGUAGCGCUCUCUGAGCGAACUGAAAUAUAAGACGGCUUUGGUUUCGUUUUGCAACGAAAUGAAAAUGUUUAUUCAUUUUUGUUUCUAUUAGUUUACUCCUAUCUCAGUAUAAGGGUCCAUUUUUCGUUGGAAUUUUUCCGCGCUGGACAGGUGAGUUGUGAAUUGCAAAUUGUAGAAUUCCCUCAUCUUCUUUUGCUCCAGCAUUCGUUUGGCUUGCAAUUUUAGAAGCCACGAAAGUUAACCAGAAAAAUGGUCCCAAUAAGGCUUUUAAUUUAAUAUUAUUUUAUAUUUUAUUAGAUUGAAAACUUUGACUUGUUUUUUAUAAGUUUAUAUUUCAUACGUACUUAAAUGUAAAAUAAGUAUUUUUAUAAAGGUCUGAAAGAACUUAAAGUGCGAAUAUUAAUUCUGUUAAACAGGUAUUGUUAUUAGUAAUAAUAAAAUUUUAUAUUUAUUA